CUCAGACCUCCCCCUUAUCAAGUACCGUCCGUGUUUUGCGACACGACGAAUCGAAAAUAAUUAUGAAACUGCGUAAUGAAUAAAUUUCCAGCGCUCAUAUCAAAAUCGAGAGGCUCUUUUGUAAAAGAAUGAAGUUUUCCACCACAGAAUUCAACGAAGGUCAAAGUAACUCGAGCGCCAAAAAAAGCUGUCGGUCAUGAGAAUCAAGAGCCAAUGAACUUAAUCUGGAAAGUAUUUUAUAAUCGAUUAAAAUUACGCCGACAGAAAAGUAUCUUAGAUUUUUUAUGUGACUAGAAAGUAUUACUACAAGAUAAGAAUAUAUUUUCCUACUGUGAUAUACUGCCUUACUUAUAAGCUAGAUUGUAUAGACUCGUUUAUUGCCAAGUAUCGAAAUCAUUACUGAAUUCGUAGUGGAGUGUUUUAUUUUUUCCUACUUAGUAUACCAAGUGUAGUCAAAGUGAAGUUCAGCAAGUAGAAUUUUAGUGAAGCCAAUUAACAUUACUAGGUAUUGUGCCGUGUUUCUCGACGAUUACCUCAUUUCAAGUCAAUAAGGGAAGUAUUCCAAGAGUAGAGGCUUCGUUAACUCUGUAAAUCAAACAGACACAUCAGUCAGAAGAGAGGUACAAGGAAAGGUGAGAGACAAUCUCAAUAGAAGAGAAAUCGGAGAAUCAAAGCAGGAGCGGAACCAGAGACUGGCCAGGCCAGACGCCAGAGCCGGCAUCGCGUAAAUCCCUUCUUUAAUUCCUUUUAGGUGGCGGAAGUCUCUGUGAGGAGUCCGCCCUCACACUUUCGAAGGAGUCGACCACUUGAUGGCACGAUGGGCGUUGCGCCACCCACCCCUGCCCAUUCGGUUGCUUCUCCUCCUGUUACUGCGGCUUCAGGUCCCCUGGAUAUGGCGGGGGCGGGUGGCUUGCUUUUGGCCACUGCUGGCGUCCGCUUUGGUGUUCCUGGCGUCAUGGCUGCCCACAGCUUCGGCCGUCGUGCCCAAGUACUACGAGGCAGAGAGUAUGACGUUGCUGAAGCUGCCCGUGGAAACUGAGCCUGGAGAACUCGUGUACAGAGUUCGAGCGUUGGAUGCUGAUAGGGAUUAUCCGCUGCUUUUUGGAGUUAGUGGUCAAGACAGUAGCCUGAUUGAUAUCGAAUCGGAUUACGAAUUCGGUUAUGUUUACCUACGGCAGCGUUUGAAUGAACGUAAGAACUACUCUCUUAUCCUGACCGUGACGGACAAGGUAGGAGAUCACACGGAAGUUCUCUCUCGUAUCGUACCCACUAAAGGGAGAACUCCUACUUCAGAUAUCUUCGUCAAGUAUUCGGCGUCGGCUGUUGUACCAGAGAACACCGCCGUUGGAACCUUGAUUACUUUUGUUGUGGCGAGGAAACAACCGCUUUCGUCGGUGGACUUUACUAUACUGGGUUCAUCAGCUCACCUCUUUAAGAUAACGUCAAGGUUAUACUCGACGGACACUUAUCGAGGAGACAUUCUACUUCAAGGAAAACUCGAUUACGAGGUGACUAAUCUUCACGCUCUUCAGGUCUGCGCCUUGAAACCCUACACGGACCUUGAGGUAGACACGAGGAACAUUGUCUGUGUGACUGUGUCUGUGUUGAUAGAAGACAGACAAGAUCAGCCUCCCAUAUUCACGAAGGCACCACCGGUGACUCGGAUCACAGGAGAAAAUAUUAAGGGAGACGAGUUAGUGAAAAUUGAAGCAGAAGACGGUGAUCGGGGAGAUCCUCGAGAGAUCAGGUAUUCGAUGCAAACCUCUUCGACACAGUAUGCUCGAUUCUUCGCCAUAGAAGAGACGACAGGAGCGAUUUUUCUAAGAGACACUGUCAAUGCGUUGGUGGAGUCCAUGCCAACACUAGAGCCCAUUCUAGCAACAGUUACUGGUGUAGAACUGGGCGGGAAAAAUACGCGCGCUCCAGCUGAAGAAUAUACCUCUUCAGUAGAGAUAGCAUUUGUUAUAACGGAUGCCGAGAUGAUGAAUCCAAAAUUCGUCUACAAACAGUACGUUGGUGAGGUUUUGGAGAACAGCCCUCCGGACACCAUCGUUGUUUUCCCUAAUCGGUUUCUGAAAGAGGGCGUAAGAGGGACAUUUUCCUUAAAAAUCGAAGGAUCAGACGGAAUCUUUACUGUCAACCCUAAUGUCGUCAGGGAUUCAGAGGAAUUCGCCAUCGUCGUUAAGAAUUCCCAACUUUUGGACUACGAAUCUAGAACCCGCGUGGAAUUCAAGCUGAUAGCCGAACAAGUGUCAGGAUCCGCGCAGUCCAAGAGCAGCACUGACGUACGUGUCAACAUUAUAGACGUCAACGACAACUAUCCAGUAUUCCUGCAAAAUUUCUACCGGGCAGAAAUAUACGAGAACAUCACAGCUGGAAUGCCCAUUGCCAGGAUUCAGGCCAGUGACCUGGACAAAGGCGACUUUGGAGCCAUUCGGUACACUCGAUUAGAAGGAAAACUGGUGGAGAGGUUAUCACUGGACCCUGUAAGCGGCUUGAUUACUUGCGCCACCAACACCCACGAGUUCGACAGAGAGCUAAUUCCAGAGCUGCAGUUAUCGGCGGUGGCCUGUGACGACAACGGAUUCGGUAACUGCGCUUUCACGAGCGUGUCAGUUAUCAUCCGUGAUAUCAACGACGAGGCACCAAUCUUUAAGGAGCAGGUGUAUAAAGGACAGAUGACACCAGACCAGACAGCGCUAAAGGCACCGCUGAGAAUUGAAGCUAUCGACAGAGAUGCUGAGGAACCAAACAACCAGGUUGUCUACACUCUGGAUCCUGGAAUUUACAGCAAAAACUUUAGAGUAGACCGGAAUUCUGGUGAAGUAUUCGUCACUGAACCUCUGUCAUCGAAUCCACUGAUUGGAGCUCUCAGCACAAGGAAGGAAAGAGCUUUCGGGGAUGAGCAAGGAUCAGUUAUCAACCUACAAGUAACAGCAACUGAUCAAGGUACUCCACAGCUCAGCAGAUCGGUUCCUGUCCAGAUCUACACACAGGAAUACGUGGAACGACUUGUGACCUUCAUUUAUCCUAAACCUAAAUUUGAAGUGGAGCAGGAGAAGCGUGAGAUCGAGGCAAUGCUGGACGCUCUGACGGGCGGCAACACCAAGAUCCUGAACGUGGAGCGCUUCAGUAGCCAAGAUGACACAAGGUCGAACGGCUUGACCAAGGAACUGAGUGCAGUAAAAGCUCGUGUUUGGUACGAGUUCAAGACGGUGGUGAAUGUUGAAGACAUCUCACAGCGCCUAAACACCAAGUUGCCCCUCAUUACGGACAAAGCUAACCCAGUGCAGAUCGAAGUGCUUCAGGGGCAAAGGAACUCUUACCUGGCUGGUGUUGUGGUGCUGUGCGUUUUCUUAGCACUUAUUAUCAUUGCUGUCAUAUUGUGCAUGAUGUGUCCUGGAUGCCCACUCUAUACUAACAGGAAAAAACGCAAGUUGGUUGGUGAUGAGAAUACAGAACAAGUUUCGUACAUAAGAGUUGAUGAGCAAGGCAACUAUCGACAAGGUUAUGAAGAGGAGAAGAUCUGGUGGGAUUAUCUGCCAGGCUGCUGCACAGAUCUCGCAACGUCAUGCGGAAUUCCACGACCAAAACGCAGUGUUGGUCGACUUGCAUGGAGUGGGGAUGAGAGACAAAGGUACUGGCAGUUUGGGGGAGGUGGUGAAGGAGCUCCCUUGGAAGACAGAGCUAUGAGACAUCGAGGGCCACGUGACAUGGUGCUUUUGGAAGAUUUGGAUGAAGCUACCAGGUUGCAGCAACAAGGUAGGAUGGUCCGCGUUGAUUCAAGAGCAUCCCAUCACUCAGGUGAUGGCCGCCGCAUGUUUAUGGUAAGAGAUCAGCUUGGUAAUCCAAGAAUGGCUGAGACUUUAAGAGAAGGUGAACAUUAUAUCAUGGAAGAUAUAGAUGAUACCCCAAGGACAUUAGAUCCUCGUGCUAUGGGUAUGAAUAUGAAUGAUCCCAGAGCAAUGCAGAUGGGGGAUCCUAGAAUGAUGGGAAUGAAUGACCCACGAGCCAUGGGCAUGAAUGACCCACGUGCAAUGGGAAUGGGAAUGAAUGACCCGCGAGCGAUGCGUAUGGAGGACCAACCUAGAGGAAUGCCAGGUCAGCAAAAUGCUGAUGACAAUGCCAUGUAUGCCCGCCAGGGAAACGUGGAGGUCCUCCGACUACGCGCCAGCCCGCACGGCGCCGUGCUCCGCGAUGACGGGGCGACGGGCCGUCAGAUUCGCCAAAUGAGGCGGGCUGGCGGGGAGUCGGAGGAGACAGUCUUAUUUCCGGAGGAAAUGCAGCACCACAGGCGAACACUGCUGCACGAGGACGCGGGGGGUGGGGGAAUCAGCUCAAGACACGUGGAGGGACAGUCGGUGGGCGUAACGCCACGCGUGGGCUUGGACGGAAUGCUGGAGGAUGGUCGAGGGUACGUACCAACAUCCAUGAGAUAUCUACCAACCGAGAACCCUCACCAGUACGACGUACAAAUCCAAACAGACAACGGAAUAAGGUCAGAAGCAGGCUACGAACACGCGGUUCCACGACUACGAAUAAGAACACCAAUAGAGGAGGAAACAACAAGCCUGUUAGAGGCAGAAGGGCAGUCAACAAGAAGAGAGAAAAUGAGGAGGAGGAGGAACAGCACUCAGACGAUAGUGGAGCCUCAGGUACACGACGACAAUACAAGCCGACGUUCAGUGAGGAUUACGCAACCGCCCAAUACCCUGUACCAGCAUACCAAGAGCUCGAUUCUACGUUUCGAAACCAACAAGGCCAAAAUGGACGAAGAUUCGAAGAAAGAAUCAACUUCCCGCCGCAACAGCAUCAGUGGGACAGAUGGUCGGCGCAGCUCCAGCGUGGACAGCCGCAACGUGGACGGGAGACGUUCGGUCAACCAGGCCAAUCUAGAUGGCCGGCGGUCCAGCAGUCAAACAGCCUUGGAAGUACCGCGUGGGGCGAACUCAGAGAGACGGGGCUCACUGCCUGGAAUGGAAGCAACAGGCUUGGAGCGCGAGGCGGCGAAACGGUUGGUCAACCGGCGAGGAUCUCUUGGCCAGCAAGACCGACAAGACGCGUCUCUCCAAGUGACAGAUGGUAGAGAAGAUGAUGAAGAUUCUUCCAAUGAACAGGAUAACAACAGCGAAAGAAGAAAGAAAAAGCAAACGAAUCCUCGAUAUAUGGAAUGGAAUGAGAAAAACAAAGGGAAAGGCCAAGAACCUCAAGAUGGGAAGAAAUCUAAGAAAGAGCCAGGUAAGGAAGUUCGUGAAUCUGGAGAAGGCUCAGAGGGUGUACAGGAAAAUUCCCAGGAGCAACCUAGAGUUCCUAGGGUUGAUGGUACAUCCUCCAAUCUUCCUGACGACUUGAAAGCACAGGAAGGGGACGAAGAGUUGCGGAACAUCAUGGAAAAUGAGGCCAAUUUAGGAAUGAACCAAGAUUCACUUUUAUUUGAAAACGAUGCUGAAAUGGAAGCAGCGAUAAAGGCAGGGAGAAGAAGAAAAAGAAAUCAUUUAUUAGAAAAGAAAAGUAUAUUUACCAUCGCUUAUGAUGAUAUGCAGACUGAACAGCUUAGACCAGAGUCAGCUGCUGCCGAACCAUAGAAUUUGUAAAUUUUCUAGUCUUGUAAUUGAUAAGUGGUAAUCGUUCUUUUUUAAUUCAAUCAUCAUUGUUCCAGAAACCUAUACACUAUGACUAAACGAUUAUUUAAGAAAAAUCAGCAGACCGCCAUGAAGAAGAAAAAGUUAAUGUAACUUCCUUUUCUUCAUGUUGGGCUGAUAAAAAGUUGUAAGUCGUACAGUAUAUUAUUGGAGGCAAUAUUUCGUUUGGUGAUAAUAAAAUUGUGAUCUAAGCUAAAAAUGGUCGAUUAUUUAUAAUGUGUAAAUUUAACACAGUUACCCUUUUUGUUUCCUCUUUUCUCAUGAAACUUUCACAGCCCAAGAUGGUGACUUAGCACUGUUUGGGAUAGAUAGUUCAUUAACUGAUAUAUAACAUCACUGCAUUCUAUACAUAAUGUAGCUUUAUCCUUAAUGAUGAAAUAAUCAAUACAUUUUGGAUAAUGGUGUAUUAUAAAUAAUUACUAGAAUUUGAGUAAUCAUACCAAUAGCCGUAUUACCAUUCCAGUUCAGAAUUAAACAACAUCCUUACAUAUUACAACAUUUUGGUCGCCCAUUAUUUUUGUUACUUUACAUCAUCCAUUGAACUACAAUUUCAACUGUAGAACUGAUUGGCUAUAAUAUUAGGAAGAUGAUCUCCAGGAGAGACAAGAUUCAAUCAUUUAAUUAUUCAAAAGGAAAGGUUUCCUUUAUGGAAUAUAUUUGCAUUAUGGUAACAUAUUUACAUUCCAUUUUCAUAUAAAAGAUUACACUUACAUAAUUAAGCGUUUUUCCCUCAAGGGAGAGGCACUUCUUCUAGCAUAUGUUAGCUAUUAAGGGAAAUACUAUUUUGAUAUUGGUGAAAAAAGAUUUUUGUAGUCAUUGCAUGCAUUUCGCUCAACGUCCGUCCAUUAUGUAGUGUUGCAUACAUUUCAACUAAGUAAUUUAAAUUUAAACUUACAGCAAGUUCGUUUAAAUAUCAUUACCUUUGUAAGCUAUGCGCUACAUAGUUUAUUUCAUUUGACUUAUGUUAUCUUUUCAAUUGGUAUAUUUCAAUAAUUAUGAUUUCGAAACCUGUUAUAAUUCUUGUUCUGUUUUUUAACUGUAUUUAAUUUGGCAACCUUUGGAUUCCAUGAUUUAUGAAAUGUCUGAAUUUUCAAUAUUUCAUUGGAACAGGGUAAAAUUUCAAAUUUCGCUGUCUCAGUUUUAUUUAUAUUCUGUAAUGACUUUCUGUAACCUUUUGUAGGUUUUAUGUAUUAUACCUUUUAGAAAAGCUUCGAACAUUUUGGUUAAUUUCGUUUAAAUAUUAUUGCAUUAUGCUCUAUGACUACCAAAAUAUUUCAGUAUUUUCAGGUACAAAUUGUUAAUGAUCCGUAGGUAAUACUUUAGCAAGUAAGGUACUAGUGAUGUUUGUUUAUCGGAACAGAGAAAUAGAGGACAGUUUUCUUUCUUGUGUACCGUAGAGAAUGAGGUACUUUUGAAUUGCGAAGCCAAAGUGUUUUUUUGGCAAUAUAGGUAUUAAAUACCUUCCUUCAUUGAAUGUAAUUUUUUUUUCAUUCUAAGAGCGUCAAGUUCGUUUGAAUUUACAAUUAAAAAAUGAUGACAAACUGCAACGUCUGAUGUGCAACUUUCCCUAAAAGCUGUAAGUUGCAUUUUACGAGAAUUACCGAAUAAUAAUAUAAUUGAAGGAUAUAAUAUUGUCAAUAUUUGAUAACUGUAUUUAAUACGAACAGCAUCCGAUAACCUCGAGAUAUUAACAUUUAAAAAGGAUUCCAUUUUUUCCAUUACCACUCGCUAAUUAAAUACGAUUUUAUAGCACUUAUGAACUAAAAUGCUUAUCGAUACUGGUCUCUAUUUCGAGCUGUUUUCACGAACAGACAUUUUGUCCUUAAUAGGCUAGAAUCCAGUAAAGAGAACACUGUGAUCAACUACCGAUUUUGUGUUUCAUAAUAUAACGUAACAUAAC
Molecule: messenger RNA, 7542 nt
Organism: Macrobrachium nipponense
Lineage: Eukaryota; Metazoa; Arthropoda; Malacostraca; Decapoda; Palaemonidae
Product: cadherin-86C-like
Biological process (GO): homophilic cell-cell adhesion
Cellular component (GO): plasma membrane; cell-cell junction
Molecular function (GO): calcium ion binding
Source: RefSeq, a predicted model, not a curated record